AUGACACUAUUGCAGAUGGCUUUUCACAGCUUGCAAAUGCAGACUGAAGCACCAGCUGUCAUUAGGCUUCUACAGUGUCAACAACAACUUCACUUCUACAGUGUCAGCAACAAUUUCCGUAUCAACAACUUCAGUAUCAACAACAACUUCAGUAUCAACAACUUUAGUAUCAGUAUAAACAAAUUCAGUAUCAACAAAUAUUUCAAUAUCAACAACUUCAAUAAUAAUAGCAACUUCACUAUCAACAACACCUUCAAUAUCAACAGCUUCUACAGUGUCAGCAACAACUUCAGUAUCAACAGGAACUUCAAUAUCAAUAACAACUUCAGUAUCAACAGGAACUUCAAUAUCAAUAGCAACUUCAGUAUCAGAAACAACUUCAGUAUCAACAACUUCAGAGUCAACAGCUUAAGUAUCAGCAACAACAACGAUAUCAAUAGCAAAUUUAGUAUCAGCAGCAGCUCCGGUAUCAGCAACGGCUUAAGUAUCAGCAAUAACUUCAGUAUCAGCAAUACUUCAGCAUCAGCAGUACUUCAACUUCAGCACCAGCAACAACUUCAGCAUCAGGAGCGACUGCAUAUCAACAACUUUAGUAUCAACAACAACGUCAAUAUCAAUAGUAAUUUCAGCAUCAAUAAUUAUGUCAGUGUCAACUACACUUUUUUAUAUCAACAGCUUCUACAGUGUCAACAACAACUUCACUUCUACAGUGUCAGCAACAAUUUCCGUAUCAACAACUUCAGUAUCAACAACAACUUCAGUAUCAACAACUUUAGUAUCAGUAUAAACAAAUUCAGUAUCAACAAAUAUUUCAAUAUCAACAACUUCAAUAAUAAUAGCAACUUCACUAUCAACAACACCUUCAAUAUCAACAGCUUCUACAGUGUCAGCAACAACUUCAGUAUCAACAGGAACUUCAAUAUCAAUAACAACUUCAGUAUCAACAGGAACUUCAAUAUCAAUAGCAACUUCAGUAUCAGAAACAACUUCAGUAUCAACAACUUCAGAGUCAACAGCUUAAGUAUCAGCAACAACAACGAUAUCAAUAGCAAAUUUAGUAUCAGCAGCAGCUCCGGUAUCAGCAACGGCUUAAGUAUCAGCAAUAACUUCAGUAUCAGCAAUACUUCAGCAUCAGCAGUACUUCAACUUCAGCACCAGCAACAACUUCAGCAUCAGGAGCGACUGCAGUAUCAGCAAUAUUUUAACUUCAACAUAAAAAAUAACAACUUCGGUAUCAACAACUUCAGCAUAAAAAAAAACAACUUCAGUACCAGCUACAACCUCAGCAUCAGGAGCAACUUCAGUAUCAGGAGCAACUUCAAGGAGGAGGCGCGUGGAUUCUAUGAGUCAUCUCCAUACCCGACAUGUGAGAUGCAGAAUGUAUUUUCUGGCCCAGUAAAGAAAAAUCAUCCAGCACUCUCUCCACUCAUCCACUGCCAGUCAGAACACAUUCACCAGGCAACCAUCCAUGCUUGUGAAUUUGAACUUCAGAAGACUGCAAUUUUGAAUCAGCUUGCUCAUAGUAGCAUAUAUAAAGCUGACAUCAGAGACACAGAGAAAACCACCAUCAAUAGAACCACUGACCACAAGGAAGAUUUUCUAAAAGUAGAAAAAAAUCUUCAAACUCAUUUCAUGUACCAGUUCUCCAUGGGGUCAGAAAAUCAUACAUUCAGUAUGAAGAGCAAUACCCUCAAGGAGCUGCCUCUCAGAGUAAUGUUCUUGAAACAUUUGACAACAUUUAGAUUUUUUGGCACACAUACUACAUUCUAUCAGUGA
Messenger RNA from Penaeus indicus, 1776 nucleotides. RefSeq lists its product as uncharacterized. The coding region runs from base 1 to 1776 and encodes 591 amino acids. NCBI's taxonomy places the organism in Eukaryota, Metazoa, Arthropoda, Malacostraca, Decapoda, Penaeidae. The transcript has 9 exons. The record is from RefSeq and is a predicted model, not a curated record.